Messenger RNA from Serinus canaria (Common canary), 3728 nucleotides. It is a transcript of the gene ADORA2B, whose product is annotated as adenosine A2b receptor. The transcript is spliced from 2 exons. Bases 164 to 1210 code for a protein of 348 amino acids. Lineage: Eukaryota; Metazoa; Chordata; Aves; Passeriformes; Fringillidae. Gene Ontology annotation, cellular component: membrane. The record is from RefSeq and is a predicted model, not a curated record. Gene Ontology annotation, molecular function: G protein-coupled adenosine receptor activity. Gene Ontology annotation, biological process: G protein-coupled adenosine receptor signaling pathway; adenylate cyclase-activating G protein-coupled receptor signaling pathway; vasodilation.
CGGGCGGGGGCCGGGCGGUGCGGGCAGCGGGGGGCCGAGACCCGGGGCUCGCCGCGCCCCUCCGGCCCCCCAGGGCCGCGGGGAGCCCGGACAUGGGCGUUCGGCUGCCCCGGGGCGUGUUGGUACCUGCGGGAGGGCGCCCGGCGGAAAGUCCCUUCUUCCCAUGAGCAGCGCCUGCUCCCGGCGCUGGGCGCUCGCCAUGGACACUAUGAAAACCACCUACAUCGUGCUGGAGCUCAUCAUCGCCGUGCUCUCCAUCGCUGGCAACGUCCUGGUCUGCUGGGCUGUGGCCAUCAACAGCACCUUGAAGAACGCCACCAACUAUUUCCUGGUGUCGCUGGCCGUGGCCGAUAUCGCCGUGGGGUUGUUGGCCAUCCCUUUCGCCAUCACCAUCAGCAUCGGCUUCCAGGUGGAUUUUCACAGCUGCCUCUUCUUCGCCUGCUUCGUGCUGGUGCUGACCCAAAGCUCCAUUUUCAGCCUGCUGGCGGUGGCCAUCGACAGGUACCUGGCUAUCAAGAUCCCACUGAGGUACAACAGCCUGGUGACCGGCAAGAGGGCGAGGGGACUCAUCGCAGUGCUGUGGCUGCUGUCCUUUGGGAUUGGACUGACCCCUCUGAUGGGCUGGAACAAAGCCAUGAGUGGCUGUCCCAACACCACCAACGAGACAGGGACAGAGCCCCAGGGCUGCUUCAUCUCGUGCCUCUUUGAGAACGUGGUGACCAUGAGCUACAUGGUCUACUUCAACUUCUUCGGCUGCGUGCUGCUCCCGCUCGUCAUCAUGCUGGGGAUCUACAUCAAGAUAUUCAUGGUGGCCUGCAAGCAGCUGCAUCAGAUCGAGCUGAUGGGCAACUCCAGGACCACCCUGCAGAAGGAGGUCCACGCAGCCAAGUCUCUGGCCAUCAUCGUGGGCCUUUUUGCCUUCUGCUGGCUGCCCCUGCACAUCUUGAACUGCAUCACGCACUUCCACGAGGACUUCUCCAGCUCCAAGCCCGAGUGGGUGAUGUACGUGGCCAUCAUCCUGUCCCACGCCAACUCCGUCAUCAACCCCAUCAUCUACGCCUACAGGAUCCGGGAUUUCCGCUGCACCUUCCGCAAGAUCCUCUCCAAGAUCCUCUGCAAGGCCGACGACCUCCCCAAGUGUCCCUCGGAGCACAACCAGCACCUGACUGCCAUCAACAUCAGCUCCCCCGCGGCCUCGGUGACCGUCUGAGCCCAGCCCUGCCCACCCUGGCACUGCCCUGCCCUGUCAGCGGGGCCACGAGGGCUCAGACAUGACCACUAUGGACUCGUGCAGCUCUGGUUUUAUUUUUAUUUUUGUAAUUAAUGUCGUGCCUGGUAGAGGAGUGACCUGAGCGGGGACACUGAGUGCAGCUCACCCCUGGGGGUGUGACAGCUGUGAUCCCGUUGUGUUUCCUUUCCAGGUGUUUCCUUUCCAGGCUGGACACUGACUGGGGAAGACUCACCUGCUGGGGGGUGUUUCCCCAAUUGUGCUGCUCACAUCAAGUCAUAGGAUCUUUAUUUUAAUUAUUAUUAUUAUUAUUUUUUAAUAUUUGGAUUCAUUUAGGAGUAAUAAUUUUGUGUCUGUUUUUUGAGUUGUUCUCCAAGUUCAUACUUGACAGCACUUUGGUAAUACCCAAAUUAUUCCAUCAAUUGUUUGAUGCAGCUUGUAUUCUCUGAUGGGAAAAAGUCUUACUUAGCCCAGUUGCUGGUGUGAAACUGAAUCUGUGUUCCAGGCACUGAGGGGAGGGACUGUGAGGAUGGGAAAACCAGGUCAGAACUGGCCAGCCCAGCAUGGAAACCCCAUUUCCUGAAAGAUUUGAGAAAAGACUUGACCAAGGUUUUAGAGCAGAGGUUUUACUGCCUUUAAAUCACUUUGGUUCACAGGGCUGUCAGCCCAGUGCUUCAGGUUUGCUUCCAGAUCUGUUUGCAGUUAUCAAAAUGCAGGAGGCAGAAGUGCCCCAAUGGUCCUGGCUGGUCUGAGCCAGAGCCACCAAGGCCAGUGUCACUCUGCCUUGGGGACACGAGCCCCACAAUUGGGUUUUUGCUCUGCCAGCCCUGUAGAGCCUCCACAAGUGCAGGUUUUAGCUGUGAGAGGUGGAUGCUGCAGCUCACCUGACUCCUAAAGCUUGGUCUGGCUGGGGCACACUGCAGCCCUCAAACCCCCAGAAGCUGUGAAUGCUUUUUCCCCCCCAGUAGUAAUUUUCAUAUUUUUAUCCCUGGAAAAUUGUACUUGAAUCACACAGAAAUCAACUCUAUACUUUUUAAAUUCUGUUGCACUAAAAGGGGGGUACAAGACCCCAAGAGUUUCAUUUCUCUGGCAUAUAUAAUGACAAAUAUGGUGUAAAAUUAAUUGAAAAGCUGAAGAAAUCUUGUUCCUGCAGCAUCUCCUCUGCCAGCUGGCAAGAGCUGCAGGCAGCAGCUGCAGGAAUGACUCUGGGCCCACCAAGCACAGGGAAUGGUUCCCUGGGAGUGCUGGAUUUCACUGCCAUUGGAGCAGCUCAGCCCCAGACCUGGGUGAAAUCACCAGAGAGCUCUGGAUGGCUUUGCAGUGUUUACACAAUGUCCAAAUUUAGCUACAGCUCAGUGUCUCAGCUCUGGGCACUUCCAGCACGAGUCUGAGCAGUUCAAGUCCCUGUCCCAGGUGCUUCUCCUUUACCAGCCCCACUCAGCUUUGCUGCACCUGCCUUGGCCAGGGCCCAGCUGAGCCAGGGCCACCUCCUGCCAUCUGGGCAGGGCCUGCCUCUCUCCUCCCUCCAUCCCUUCCCUUCUGGGUUAUCCUUGGCCCUGUUCCUCCUGCUAAUCAGGGCUGGAAAGCAGCAGGGUUUCACCUGCAGCCCUGGCAGUGCUGCCAAGUGGUUGCAGGCCACAUUUAUCCUCACAACAAAGGAUGGAAUCUCUCCCUUUGGCUGCCUGGAACCGACCCAAACUCUCACAGCAGCAACAGAGGGAAACUCUCAGUGCUGUAACACCCAGAGAGAAGGUCCCAGAACACUUGUGCACAUGUGAGAGCUUCCAGUGCAGCUCAGCAUCCACCACUGCUCCCUUCCCAUGCCUCUCAUGAGCCAGAAUUCCUGCAGGUGGAUUGGAGCAUCCUUAGUCCAGCUGUGCCUUUGGGCUGUCGGGCAUUAACUCUGGCCAGGCCAAGGUCACUGGGUACAUGAAGUGCCUUUGUGGAUCUGAGCCAAACAUAUUUCCAGGCAAAAUAAAAAUAGGACACCUCCCUUGCCCCCCUCAAUAAAAAGCUCAUUUCUCAUAAAAAUGUGAAGCAAAAGCAGCAGAGGAACUUUCUGUGCCAGUGCAGCUGUGGCCAUUGAGCUGUCCCUGCUCUGCUGUACAUGGAUGGAAGUGUUCUCCUCAUGUUGCUGAGAUUUUGUAUUUGCAGGAACUGUUAAUUUUCAUCCAAAAUGCUUCAUUUACCACCCACACCACCUGGCUCAGCCUGUGCCCCAUUUUUUCUGGUGGUUGAUUCAGCAGGAGAGGCCACACUGCCCUCAGGGAGCAGAGAGCAUGGACAGGGAAUCACAGCUGGAAGGAGCUGGCUCCCAGGGAAGCAGCCUGGAGGUGCUCAGGGUGUCUGAAAAUAUUUGAUUUAAAGCACAGCAACCACAGUGAUCCUGUUCCAGUGAAAGCACAGAGCUGUCACCAGUCUCAGGGUGCUGAGGGGUCCCUGCCCUAGUCCCUGGACCAGGUUUGCCACUGAAAAAUCAGAAAUUGCUCUGAGCUGCCAC